This is a messenger RNA of Hippopotamus amphibius kiboko, 2927 nucleotides long. RefSeq names its product immediate early response 2 (gene IER2). The record is from RefSeq and is a predicted model, not a curated record. The transcript has a single exon. The coding region runs from base 1050 to 1934 and encodes 294 amino acids. NCBI's taxonomy places the organism in Eukaryota, Metazoa, Chordata, Mammalia, Artiodactyla, Hippopotamidae.
AAGGGGCCGCACCACGAAUGAAUGGAACUAUUCGAACAAUUCUGCGUUUUUUGAGGAACUGGAAUUAGGUUUUCUUGGAACCGUAGUGCGCAGCGGAAGGUGGGGCCGAUAUUUUCUGUUUGUCUGCUCUAGCUCUGCGUUGUUCAGUUUCCAGGUCCUAUGCCAACUCCGCCUCCCGGGGAGCAGAGGCGGAGCACGGCUGUGUCGUUUGGGGGGCCGCAGCCACGUGUUCACUCGGGCAGUGUUGUUGCCAGGUCCUCCGCCUUACGAGCUCCACUCCCACGGUGGAUUUCGUGCCGAGGGAAACGGGGGGGAUGCUCAACGCGGAGAUGGCAGCCUGGGCUGCGCUCCUGUCUGCAGAUAUCCGCCACCCGUGGAGUGGGCAACUUUGCCCUAGAGCCAGGCAGCGUGUCCGGCCUCCUUACCGCCUCCAAACAAGGGGAGUGAGGGGGACUGGCGGACGCUGGAGAGACAGGAGAGCUGGAGGCUCCCCUGGUCCCCUUUCAUCGCAGUGUCUCAUUUAUUCGUUUAGCAAAUAUUGGACGAGUCAUUCUGCCUUGGUUUCCCCACCUGAAGAAAUAAGAUAUAACUACCGUCCGCGGAGUGGAGGUGAAAGAUCAACGAGAUGUUUGUGAAAGGGAAGCCUUUAGCGCCUGGCACGUAGCAAGAGCUUAAUAAACGUUAGCAUUAUUGAUUCAAACAAACAAACAAACAAACAUUAAUUAGGCGCGUGGUAGGUACUAGGCACGGUUCCCAUUGAGGAUUACAGGUUAGAACCCAUCUUUCCGGAUGCGAAGGGAAACGUGCCGGCUACGACCCGCUGGGGUCUCCAGAUGCAACCCAUGGGUGGACCCUGAGCCCCAUCCACGGUCCCCCUCCCCUGGGCCAGCGCGGGUGCAGUGGGGAACCCUGAGGAAGCAGACCACCUCGAGAGCUCAGCUUGGACUGGGGAACUCCCCUCACACAAGUUUGGGACCCUUUUCUUAGCUCAGUAAAUUCCACCCUGUCGCUUUAAGGAGUCUUUCGCCGCGGCGCUGUGGAAAGCCCGGAUGAGGCUCUCUGAUUGGGCGGGGCGUCUCGGUGACUUCACUCCGGGUACAAAAGGGCCCGGGUGGCGGGCGCCGGGGCAGAGCGUCCUGGCAGUGUCUCAGCGUGGGUUGACCCGCAGAGAGAGGCGUGAACGAGCGCGUUGUCCACAGUGCACCUGCCAUCUGCCCUGCCCAGCCGGGAGUCCCCGUCGCCCUCGCCUCCGCCGUCGAGCAGCUAUGGAAGUGCAGAAGGAGGCGCAACGCAUCAUGACCCUGUCGGUGUGGAAGAUGUACCAUUCGCGCAUGCAGCGCGGUGGCCUGCGGCUGCACCGGAGUCUGCAGCUGUCGCUGGUCAUGCGUAGCGCCCGGGAGCUGUACCUCUCGGCCAAGGUGGAAGCCCAGGAGCCCGAGGUGCCCUUGCCGCCCGCCCGCUCCCCUGACCCUCGCCUGCACCCGCCGCGGGAAGCGGAAGCCACAGUCAAGGCAGCGGCCCCCGACGGUGAGCAGCCCUCUCCGGAACCCAUGGACACGCGGGAGGCGCAAAGAGCGGAGGAGACCCCUGCCCCCUGUGCCCAGCGCCCUGCCAAAGUCAGCCGCAAGCGGCGGAGCAGCAGCCUGAGCGACGGUGGGGACGCCGCACUUGUCCCGAGCAAGAAAGCUCGCCUAGAAGAAGAGGAGGAGGAAAGGACCUCUUCGGAGGUCCUUGAUCGCCUGCAGCCCCCUCCGGCGCAAGCGGAGGGCGCCUUUCCCAAUCUAGCGCGUGUCCUGCAGAGGCGCUUCUCCGGCCUCCUGAACUGCAGCCCCGCCGUACCCCCGACGGCGCCGCCAGCGUGCGAGGCGAAGCCGGCUUGCCGCCCGGCGGACAAUAUGCUGAACGUGCUGGUGCGGGCCGUGGUGGCCUUCUGAGGGCCCCAAGCGGCGCUAUCGGAGCCCAGAGCGUGGGCUCAACCGUCGGCCAGAGUGCGCAGACCCGAGGCGAGGCCCACCCCCGGGGGAGCGCCCGUGGAAACCGUGGAGAGGAGCAGCCGCCCGGGCUGCCGAGAGGCCCUGAGAGGGACUCUGCCCCCGGGGAGCCGUCGCCACCUGUGUGCAGCGGCGACACCGAGGAGCCUGAGCCGGGGGCGCGGGCACCUUCCCCCAGACCUGCUGUGCCCGCAGGUGCUGUCUUAACGGACUGGGACGUGGACCUUACCCUCUCCUUCUGGGACUGGGAGAAGGGAGGCUUGGUUCUUUAAACUCCUCAGGGUCGGACUUUAUUUUUUACUGGGGGCUGUGCUGCCCUUUCAAGAUUUUUCAAUAGUUGGUGUUUGUGUUUCUAACCUCAGAGAAUUCCAGGCGCUUCCCUUCCCCCUCCAGUGACAUACUUGUGCAAGCGGUCAUCGUUGCGUCAUGGGGCAGACGUGGGGAGCUUCCUGUUGCCUUGCGUGGGUGUGAGGCCUGGGAGGAGGAUCUGGGGUGUGGACCGCCCUGGGGAAUGGGAGGAGGGUGGGCUGAGUCACUUCGCCUCUGUGUGCUGCGGGUUAUUGCCCCAAGCCCCCUACACCUUCAAGGGCAGAGGGCUGAUCUAAUUUCAGGUUAAAAGUUUUCUCAUCUGGUGCAUUAGAGGUGGAAUAUGUUGACAGUCUCAAGCUUGACCCUUCCUCACAGCCACAGACACAAUCAACCUAGACGUUCCUGGUCUGAAUCACAGAAACGGGGGGAGGGGGUUGUUCAGAGCUCUGUAAGCUGAGCUGGAAUCAGUUGCUGGUGAGAGACUGGGCCAGUUUGGGGGGCGGGGGUGGAUUCUUGCCAGGGCGUUCCGGGGUUCUGUUUACCUUUCCUGUGGUGGAUUUUGUUAACUCCAUCUAUCUGGCCUUUUUGCUAGAAACGCCAGAUAGGAGAAUAAAGACCAUGUGAAUA